Dovyalis caffra is the source of this 456-nucleotide messenger RNA. The record is from the annotation of a GenBank genome assembly. NCBI's taxonomy places the organism in Eukaryota, Viridiplantae, Streptophyta, Magnoliopsida, Malpighiales, Salicaceae.
GUUUUAAAUUCAACUGAAAGUGGCAUUAGUGGGUAUAAUGUCAAAUCCACCACGGCCUUUUGGAAGGAAGGUAUAAAGAAGAGAAAAGGGGCAGAACUGGUCAACAGGGAUGUCUCCGUGGUCACUAGGCAGUGCCUUACAAGUAAGCUAGGAUGGGUAUAUAUCCAAAUAGCGCAGAUUUUCUGCCCAGCGCUAGUGACCUUUGAAAAAGCCUUCGUCUCGUACAUGACGCUAGGAGCGCAGCUGUUACACUUGGAUUCCAAAGCCAAGAAUUUCCAUCCCAUAACCAUCAUUGACGGCAGCGCCCCUAACGAUCAUGUACUUAUUAAACCUUCUUUAUCGAAAUUAAUUAGUGGAGCUCGAAAGAUCGUUGAAAAUGGCCCAACCCAUUUGUCGUUGAAUUCGAGUCUUACCGAGAAAAGUGCAUCGGCAUUGAUCGCACAAAGGCAUGAGAAA